AUGACCAAGCACAUUAAUGAAGCUCAAGUCGAAAUCGAAAAAAAUAUUCAAUAUCUUAAUAACCAAGUCAUAAAGAAUUCUCAAACUAUCAACAGUCUAAUCACGAAAACAGCUUUGUUAGAGCAAUCAACGUUAUUCCAAAUCCUUCUAAAUCAGUAUGCUUAUGAAACGCAAAAUAUUGUUUCUAUUAUCAACUCUGCUAUCCAUGGCAAAAUUCACACCACAGUUUUGCCUCCUAACAUGUUACUAUCUCAGCUACGGGAAAUACAGCUAGAACUUCCCGCUGGCAAUCAACUUCCGUUAGAAAUUAAUAUACAAAAUAUUCCUGAACUCCUUUCAAUCUCUUCUACAUCCAUAAUUUAUAGAGAUAACUUUCUCAUUUUUAUAUUGCAAUGUCCAAUAGUUAAAAUCGAUGAAUAUAAUCUCUAUCACACGAUACCUUUACCAUUCUAUUUUGAAAACAAUAAUGUUGUUCUAGUAAAACCAGACAAUGAUUAUAUAGCAAUUAGCGAUGAUAGUGAGUUUUAUUUAACUUUUAGUCAAUCGCAAAUAGAAACAUGUAUACCACUGAACUCAUAUACAUUAUGUAAAGGUAAUCAUCCAGUUUAUCGUAAAUCUUCUUCUAAGCUAUGUGAGAUUUUAUUGUUAGAAAAUCCACAAGAUUUACCCCAAUCCUGCAAAAUCAUUUAUGUAUCAUUUAAUAACAGUAUAUGGAAUCGGUUAUCGAAUACCAAUUCCUGGAUUUAUUGUACGCGAGACGAACUAGUAACUCUGAAUUGUAAAUCUCCUCAACGCACCUUUUCUGUUUAUAUAAAAAAUAUUGGUCGUUUAACAAUAUCUCCUACUUGUACUGUUCAUACCACUUCAUUAAUUCUAACGCCCAUUUCAACUGUACUCUACAACCAUUCUAAUGAUAUAGUCCCUCUGAAUCCUAUGUUUAACUUAAUUAACACGUACACAGAAUCCAUUAUUAAGGUAACUCCGCAACAAAUAACAAAUACCGAUUUAUUCAACGAUCUUUGUAAAUUAGUUAAACAUACUACAAAUUGGUAUACAAAUCCAAAUAGCAAUCAUUUUUUACUAAGUCAUUAUCAUAUUGUAAUCAUAUAUACUUGUUUGUCAAUUUGUAUCAUAUCAAUUAUAAUUGUCGCUGUAUUCUUUAAGUGUAAGAAAAAAGUAAUUCAAGUAUAUACCACUGAAAUUAAUAAUACGCAACUCUGAAUCUCUCUAUUUUAAAUUAUAUAAUUCGCCAAUAUGAAAAACAUUCUAAAUCCCUUUGCAAUUGUAUAACUUUAUUUAUCUGAUUUCCCUUGAGUCAAUGGGAAUCAUUAGACCCCCAUUGCUCAUUUAGGUUGGGGGGUGUUAAGAACCCCUGAAUAUUAUUUUAUAAUUGUGUGGAGUAUAUAAUACAUGGUCGUCCGACUGUCGUCGAACACAGGAAUGUGCUGACCAAGGGUUUUAGGGCAACCAUGGGCAAAGGACUCCCACUGUAGGUACCCUACAGUCAGUCGUGGUUUAGUAUGCGCUAGUUACACUCAUUCUAUAUCAUUCUAAAUCAUUCUAUAUCAUUCUAAAUCAUUCUAUAUCAUUCUAUAUCAUUCUA
This is a messenger RNA of Daktulosphaira vitifoliae (grape phylloxera), 1603 nucleotides long. RefSeq lists its product as uncharacterized. Bases 1 to 1221 code for a protein of 406 amino acids. The transcript has a single exon. The record is from RefSeq and is a predicted model, not a curated record. Lineage: Eukaryota; Metazoa; Arthropoda; Insecta; Hemiptera; Phylloxeridae.